Molecule: messenger RNA, 737 nt
Organism: Cimex lectularius (bed bug)
Lineage: Eukaryota; Metazoa; Arthropoda; Insecta; Hemiptera; Cimicidae
Exons: 4
Coding region: 81-563 (160 amino acids)
Source: RefSeq, a predicted model, not a curated record
AGCUACUUGCUAGUGUGGUCGAUCGACCUUAGCCCAGAAAAAGUGCUAGGAAAGCAUGAAUUUAAGUAGCACGUUUUAUUAUGACAGCGUCUGAUUACGAAUACGAAUGUAUGCGAGCAGAGCUGCUGGGUCUCAAAAAACCAGAUAAAACAAUAUUCGCCGAGAACGAUGUCGAUGUUUCAUCUGUGGAGACUUUGGCAAUUGAAGGAGAGCAACUUGGACACAUUAAUGGUGGGCUGGAUGAACUGAAUUCUGUCAUUGGAUCAACUAAAAAGAAAUUAACUAGGUUUCAGAGCUUAACUGGCAGACUUGGACGUUUGAUUAAAAAAUCAUCUGACAAUAAAUCAAGCCCUACGCCUAAAAAUGCAGAACAUAACUCACCAUCAAAAUCAGGAUCACCCAAUCAACGAUCAGCAGAAUCAGGAAAUUCUUGUUCAAGUUUUAAGGCCGAAGAGGUCGAACGACAGGUUGAUAGGUUGGAUCAACUACUCAUGAAAGCAGAACACGCUGAAUUGUCUUUAGGUUACAACAACAAACUAAUUAAAAAAAUAACAAAUAAAUAAAACCGCCUAAAACCAAUGGCUGAGCUCAAAAAAUUAUAUAAUUAUGUGCCCAAUUUAAUAUAUGUAGUUAUUUAUAUUUAAUUUUGCAUAUUUAAUAAAAACAUAACAAAUUAGAACUUUUAAUAGUUCAUAUUUUAGACAUUUCCUUUAAAUUUGUUUAUUCAUCAUCUAUGU